UGGUUCCACAAAAGAUGCUCUGAUGGAUGACAGCGGAACUCCUACAGAUAAUCUGCAGAUAGAGUCACAAGAUGGGUGUCAUCCCGGUGACAGCGUGGGAAGCAUAGGGACACGCUUGCCUUCUGCCUCGGAUGAAAAUGAAAAUCAGCUGGAUGGGGAUGGGUACGAGUGUCUGAGCAGUGGUGCCGGCGCCAUGGGCCAGCCUGAUGUGCUUGCCCAGGACAGUCUCAACAAUAAUGAAAACUGCCCACCCAGCAGUGAGGUGGCCGUGUGCGAGAGCUCGGAAAACACUUCUUGUGAAAGCCCCAAGGAUGGGCAGGCCCUCAUGGGAAAGGACAAAAAAAUACCUGGAAAAAGAAGCCCGAGAGCCAAAAGAGGCACAACUAAGAAGAUACCACAAGGACUUUGUUCAGGAGAUGCUACACCUUUGAUGCGAGAAAAUACACUAAGUACAUCCACACAUGCUGUGAGUGAUGAAGAGUCCGCAGAAGUAAACGCUAACGAUCAACCCGAAGCCCCAAAGCAAGUUCUUCAGUAUCUGUUCUCACUUAUACGAGGGGAAGUUGAGCAGUUGGAUUCCAGAGCACUCCCCCUCUGCCUUCACCAGAUAGCAGAGUCCUAUUUCCAGGAGGAGGACUAUGAGAAAGCAAUGAAAUUCAUUCAGCUUGAACGACUGUAUCAUGAGAAAUUGCUUGCAAAUCUCUCUGCCAUUCAAGAAGAGUGGGAAACAAAAUGGAAAACUGUACAACCACAUACAGUUACAUCUCUAAGGAAUUCGGAAAAAGGAUUUAAUGGUGAAGAUUUUGAAUGGCUCACUAAGUUUUGCACAACACACCAAGAUCCUCUUUUAUCCAAACAUAAGGUAGCAGCUGUAGAAAAGCCUCUGGGAGGGAAAUGCUUUACACAGUUAAUAGUUUCUGAGGACCCGAGGGAAGGAGGAGCCACAGCCGAAGAGCCGGAAAGUGGAAGUUGUCUUGGCCCCGAGCCAAGGGGAGAAAGCCAGCGUCAAGAGAGAAGCCAGGAGAGCAGCCCGGGCUGUCACCCGAUGGACAGGCAGGCCGAGCCCCCGAGCCUGCUGGUAACUGCGGGGAAGCGCCACACGGAGGAGCCGCUGUGCGGUGCGGCGGCCGCGCGGGAGCUGCACGCCCCGCCCUGGCCCUCGGCCGGGAGCCGCUCGGAGGACGCCUGUGAGGAUGACAGCCGCCCGCAGCGGCCUCAGACGGAGGCCUGCCGCGAUGUGGCCGCAGCCGGAGGCCCCGCCGCAGCCCCCGCCGCAGCUCCCGCGGCGUUGCUCCCCAGCGAGUCCAUGCUAGAGCCGUUGACCUCACCCGGCUCUGACCUCUUAGCUCCGGCGCCCGCCUCCGAGGGACAAUAUUCCCAGACUCAAAGAAAGGGACUCCGUUUGCCACUUAAGGAUGCUUCUGAGGCGUUGCCCACGGACCGCCUUGAGAACAGUGACUUCAGUGAGCUGCAGCAACCUGAUCUCACAGACAGCGAUGGAAAAUCACCACGCGGGCCGCCGGACCCAGAGCGCUCCGAGAGGGCACUUCGUGAGAGUAAUCAAGUGUCUGACUUAAGUGCGGCGCGUCCAGAGGUGUGUAUGGCCCCCGAGGAGAGGGGGGGUGAGGACAAGCACGUCAGUAAAGAGACGGAAGACUAUUUGAACAGCCUGUUGGAAGGAUGCUUAAAAGAGACUGAAGGCUCCCUGUCAUGUGAAGACAACCAGGAGGAAGACUCGGACCUUCUUCCAGAUCUUUCUCCUGAAGAAGCCUCCUACAGUCUGCAGGAGGAUCUGCCUUCCGACGAGAGCUGUCUUUCUCUUGAUGAUCUCGCAAAAAGGAUAGAGAUUGCAGAGGUUGUCCCUGCAGAAGGACUGGUCUCUAUAUUAAAGAAGAGGAACGAGGGUGUAGGAGACCAUCCUGCCCAGAUGCAGCAGAAACCAUCGAAACGAAGAGUGAGGUUCCAGGAGAUUGAUGAUGACUUAGAUCAAGAUGAAGUUGGAGGUGGUUCCUGUAUUUUACUGGUCUUGCUGUGCAUAGCAACGGUUUUCCUGAGUGUCGGAGGAACCGCAUUGUACUGCACUUUUGGCGACAUGGAGUCGCCCGUUUGUACAGACUUUGCGGAUAACAUGGACUUCUAUUACACUAAGUUACUGCAGGGAAUGGUGGAACUGAAACACUGGGUCUACCUCUCCUAGCAGCACUCAAGAGGCACAGGCAUGCUGGCAGUGAGAAUCAAAGAGUGAAACUUUCUAAACGGCUUUUAUUUUCAGAGUUCUAUAACAUGCAUCCCCUCCCCCCAGCAAGGAGCCCUGGACUUCCAGAAAUGGCAGCUUGAAAUGGUAAUCCAGAGGAGCUCUCAGAAUAACCCUGAGCAUUGUGGAUGGAAGGAAUGGUCUUUGGAGAGCACAUCCACCCACUCCGUGCUACUUCCUAGGGGAGCGAGCUACGCCCAGCAGAAUCUCAAGGGCAUUGUUGGAGCUCCACCAUUUUUAGCUGCCUUGUCAAGCUAAUGGUUAAAGGACACUUGGUUUACAUUUGUUGGUCCAAAGACAUUGCUUCCAGCCAUCAUGCAAUAAGUUUGUGUAUAAUCAAAAGGAGUUACCUUACGGAUUCAUUGUCUUUUUUUAGUUAACCUUGGGAACUGUGUAAUUUAGGCUUUGUGCAUUAUUUCCAGAUUCUGUUCUUCAUCUGUGAAAUGAUUGUG
Messenger RNA from Neomonachus schauinslandi (Hawaiian monk seal), 2706 nucleotides. It is a transcript of the gene CNST, whose product is annotated as consortin, connexin sorting protein. The coding region runs from base 23 to 2197 and encodes 724 amino acids. Gene Ontology annotation, cellular component: transport vesicle; plasma membrane; trans-Golgi network. Gene Ontology annotation, molecular function: connexin binding. NCBI's taxonomy places the organism in Eukaryota, Metazoa, Chordata, Mammalia, Carnivora, Phocidae. The transcript has 10 exons. The record is from RefSeq and is a predicted model, not a curated record. Gene Ontology annotation, biological process: positive regulation of Golgi to plasma membrane protein transport.